CGGCCGUUGGUCGGCACGGGCGCCCGCCCGGCUGCCGGACCGGGCCUCGGCAGGUGGAGGCGGACGCCGGGCGCGGGGACCGUGCCGGGCUGCGGGCGCGCGCCGCGCCCAGCCUCGCCUCGGUGCCCCCGGUCCUCGGGGCCAACGCGGUUCCUCGGGGCGCGCAGGAACGCGGCCGCGGUCCGCACGCCGGCCGGACCCCAGCCGCCGGGAGGGCGGGUUAAAAUCGAGGCAUUUAAAAACCGCUGCUCUUGACUCCGGGCGGAAAGGGCUCGGGACCGUUGCAGCCCUGGUGUUUUCCCGCGGCGCCCGGGACGCACACGGCCCCGGGUUUGACGUUUGAGCCGAGACUUCGCUUCUCGGCGGCGGGGGUCCCCUCCGGGCAGGGACCCGGCGCCCUGGGGCGCGCGUGGGAACCGAAGCUGCCGCGGAGGAGCCGUGCGACCGGCGGCGGGGGAGCCGGUUAGGGAAGUUCUUGACUGACAGCCCGCGCUCCGACUUCGAAGGCCUCGACUUUUAAAUGAGUUAAACCCCAGGAUGUGCGUUCCUCCGUCGCUAACCAACCUAAAUGCUUGGGGGAUACCGAGUCCGCUCCGUGUGCUUUGGGAUAAGUGUAGCGUCCACCAACGGAAGCACCGGGACCGAAUGGAAUUGAGCAUCAAGAAAAGCCCCCUCUCGGUGCAGAAAGCCGUCCCGUGCGUGAGGAUGAAGCAGGCCCCGGAGGCCCUGGGCGGCAGCACCGGGAAGGCCCCGGGCUGCGAGGUGAGCCGCGAGUGCUCCGUGUUCCUCGGCAAGGCGCAGCUCUCCGCCGGCCUGCAGGAGGGGGUCAUGCAGAAGUUCAACGGCCACGACGCGCUGCCCUUCCUCCCGGCGGAGAAGCUGCGAGACCUGACCUCCCGCGUGUUCAAUGGAGACCCCGGUGCUCAGGAGGCCAAACUGCGUUUCGAGUCCCCGGAGGGGAGAGGCACGGGGACCCCGCCCAGCGCCAGCCCCACCAAGAACGGCUCUCCCGAGAUCAAGCUGAAGAUCACCAAGACCUACAUGAACGGGAAGCCGCUCUUCGAGUCCUCCAUCUGUGGGAGCGGGGCCGCGGACUUGCCCCCGUCCGAGGAGAACGGACAGAGGCCGGAGAGCAAGGCGAGGAGGAGCCGGAAGAGGAGCAUAAAGUAUGACUCCUUACUGGAGCAGGGCCUGGCGGAAGCCGCCCUGGCGCCGGAGACCUCCAGCCCCGCGGACAAGAAGGGCCCGGCUGCGGCUGCGAGGGAGCCCUGCCCCGGCGCCGGCAGGGACAAAGACCGCGUGCUGAAGUACAACGUCGGCGACCUGGUGUGGUCCAAGGUGUCCGGGUACCCGUGGUGGCCGUGCAUGGUGUCCGCCGACCCGCUCCUGCACAGCUACACCAAGCUCAAAGGUCAGCGGAAGAGCGCGCGGCAGUACCACGUGCAGUUCUUCGGCGACGCCCCCGAGCGGGCCUGGGUCUUCGAGAAGAGCCUGGCGCCCUUCGAAGGGGAGGCGCAGUUCGAGAAGCUGUGCCAGGAGAGCGCCCGGCAGGCGCCCACGAAGGCGGAGAAGAUCAAGCUGCUGAAGCCCAUCGCGGGCAGACUGCGUGCGCAGUGGGAGACGGGGCUCUGCCAGGCCGCCGAGGCCGCGGGCAUGUCCGUGGAGGAGCGGAGGGCCAAGUUCACCUUCCUCUACGUGGGGGGCCAGCUCCACCUGAACCCGCACGUGGCCAAGGAGGCGGGCAUGCUGGGCGUGGCGGCCGCGCCCACGGGGCCCCGGAGAGAAGAGGGCACUGCAGUCAAGAGAAGGGGGAGGGCGAAGCCAGCCCCCCCUGCCGACAGCCAGGACGGCGGCUCUGCAGCAGCAGCGACGGCAGCCCAGACAGCGGCCGAAGCCGGUCCCAGGAGAGGCGUGGGCGCCGUCCCUGGGAGGAAGAAGGCCGCGGCCGCCACACCGCGGAGCCGGAAGGGGGACGCCGCCUCCCAGUUCCUGGUCUUCUGUCAAAAGCACCGGGACGAGGUGGUGGCCGAGCACCCGGAUGCCUCUGGGGAGGAGAUUGAAGAGCUCCUGGGGUCCCAGUGGAGCAUGCUCAGCGAGAAGCAGAAGGCGCGCUACAACACCAAGUUCGCCGUGCUGGCCCUGCCCCCCUCCGAAGAAGACGCAGGCUGCUGCCACGGGAGGAGGAGGGCCCAGCCGAAGAGAACCCAGGACCUUGCGGGGGACACCGACGCCGAGGACGUGCCCCGGAAGAGGCUCAGGACCGACAAGCAUGGCCUCCGGAAGAGAGAAGCCGUCGCCGACAAGCCGUCCCGAACAGGCUCCUGCAAGGCCCUGGAGGCGGCCUCCUCCCUGAAGAGCCAGGCAGCAGCAAAGCACCUGUCGGACUCGUGCAAGCCCCUGAAGAAGCGGCACCGGGCCCCCGCGGCGGCGUCCCCGGCGCUCGCGCUCAGCAAGAGCUCGUCUCCCGCCGCAUCCGUGACCGAGAACGAGGUCUCGGACGGCCCGGGCGACGAGCCCCUGGAGUCCCCGUACGAGAGCGCUGACGAAACCCAGACCGAAGCGUCCGUCUCGUCCAAGAAGUCGGAGCGGGGGGUGGCUGUCCGGAAGGAGCACGUGUGUCAGGUGUGUGAGAAGCCCGGCAGCCUCCUGCUCUGCGAGGGCCCCUGCUGCGGGGCCUUCCACCUUGCCUGCCUCGGCCGGUCCCGGCCCCCGGAGGGACGGUUCACCUGCAGCGAGUGUACUUCAGGGAUCCACUCCUGCUUCGUGUGCAAGGACCGCCGGGCGGACGUGAAGCGCUGCCUCGUGCCGCAGUGCGGGAAGUUCUACCACGAGGCCUGCGUGGGGAGGUUCCCCCUGACGGUGUUCGAGAGCCGCGGCUUCCGCUGCCCUCUGCACAGCUGCGUGAGCUGCCACGCGUCCAACCCCGCGCACCCGCGCUCCGCGAAAGGUAAGAUGAUGCGCUGCGUCCGCUGCCCCGUGGCCUACCACGGAGGGGACGCGUGUCUGGCCGCGGGCUGCCUGGUGCUCGCCCCCCACAGCAUCGUCUGCGCGGGCCACUUCACCGCCCGGAAGGGCACGCGGCACCACGCCCACGUCAACGUCAGCUGGUGCUUCGUGUGCUCCAAAGGGGGCAGCCUGCUGUGCUGCGAGGCCUGCCCCGCGGCCUUCCACCCGGACUGCCUGAACAUCGAGAUGCCGGACGGCAGCUGGUUCUGCAACGACUGCAGGGCCGGCAAGCGGCUGCGCCACCAGGACAUCGUCUGGGUCAAGCUCGGGAACUACAGAUGGUGGCCGGCAGAAGUUUGCCAUCCCAAAAAUGUCCCCCCAAAUAUUCAGAAAAUGAAGCACGAGGUUGGAGAAUUCCCUGUGUUUUUCUUUGGGUCUAAAGAUUAUUACUGGACGCAUCAGGCUCGAGUGUUCCCGUACAUGGAGGGGGACCGGGGCAGCCGCUACCAGGGGGUCAGAGGGAUCGGAAGAGUCUUCAAAAACGCGCUGCAAGAAGCCGAGGCUCGUUUUCGUGAGGUCAAACUCCAGAGGGAGGCCAGGGAGACACAGGAGAGUGAGCGAAGGCCCCCGCCCUACAAGCACAUCAAGGUGAACAAGCCGUACGGGAAGGUGCAGAUCCACACGGCCGACAUCUCCGAGAUCCCCAAGUGCAACUGCAAGCCCACGGACGAGAGCCCCUGCGGCAUCGACUCGGAGUGCCUGAACCGCAUGCUGAUGUUCGAGUGCCACCCGCAGGUGUGCCCGGCGGGCGAGUCCUGCCAGAACCAGUGCUUCAGCAAGCGCCAGUACCCCGAGACCAAGAUCAUCAGGACGGAUGGCAAAGGCUGGGGCCUGGUCGCCAAGAGGGACAUCCGCAAGGGGGAGUUCGUGAACGAGUACGUGGGCGAGCUGAUCGACGAGGAGGAGUGCAUGGCCAGGAUCAAGCGCGCGCACGAGAACGACAUCACGCACUUCUACAUGCUCACCAUAGACAAGGACCGCAUCAUCGACGCCGGCCCCAAGGGCAACUACUCCCGGUUCAUGAACCACAGCUGCCAGCCCAACUGCGAGACCCUCAAGUGGACGGUGAACGGCGACACCCGCGUGGGCCUCUUUGCCCUGUGCGACAUCCCUGCAGGGACGGAGCUGACCUUCAACUACAACCUGGACUGCCUGGGCAACGAGAAGACCGUGUGCCGCUGCGGGGCCCCCAACUGCAGCGGGUUCCUGGGGGACCGGCCCAAGACCUCGACGGCGCUCGCGUCCGAGGAGAAGGGCAGGAAGGCCAAGAAGAGAGGCCGGCGGCGCCGGCCCCGCGGGGACGGGAAGAAGCCCUCGGAGGACGAGUGCUUCCGCUGCGGCGACGGCGGCCAGCUGGUGCUGUGUGACCGCCGGGCCUGCGCCAAGGCCUACCACCUGGCCUGCCUGGGCCUGCGCAAGCGGCCCUUCGGGAAGUGGGUGUGCCCGUGGCACCACUGCGACGUGUGUGGCAGGCCCUCCGCCUGGUUUUGCCACUUCUGCCCCAAUUCGUUCUGCAAGGAGCACCAGGACGGGACAGCCAUCAGCACCACCCAGGACGGGCGGCCCCGCUGCAGUGAGCACGACCCGGGCGCGGAGUGCGCCGCCCGCGCCCCGGCCGCGGAGCCCUGCCCGGAGCCCGCGAAGCCCAAGGGGCGGCGGCGGCGGCGGCGGUGGCGCAGGGCCACGGAAGGCAAAUAGCUCGGGGGGCCCGACUGGGUCAGGGGCCGCCUGCCACGGGCGGGCCUGGCGGGGCCCAGGGCACCUCCGCGGGGACGGGGACGGCCCCCUCGGCCCCCCGGGGGCGCGCCUGCCACCACUGAGCCACCAGCGGCGCCGCCGCCUCUGCACUGACCGCUCCCUGCCGUGCGCUCGGGGGCGGGGCGACGCACGCCUGCCACACAGCAUUAGGGCCGCACUUGAAUUGCGGGGAGGGCCGAGGCUCCCUCCCCUGACUUUUAGGUCCCAGUUACGAUCGGAAUUUCCUGGCACAUGAAAUGGUUUCAUCCUGCCCGAGGCGCGUAGAGUAGCUUGUUCUCGUACAGCGGGGGGGAUCCCGGCCUGCUUCCCCCGGUCCUCAGGGGGCCCCGGCGGGCUCGCCUCGGGGGGCAGCUCGGACCCCGCAUCCCCUGGAAGCCGUGAUUUUGAUCAUUAUUUUUGCUUUUAUGAAACAGCUGUAUUUUUUGUACUAAUGUGAAAUUUUUCCUCAAAACGUUCCUCUUUCACCGUAGUGAGACGCUGUGCCGGCAGUGGUGACAGCGGUAGUAGUUUAAGGUUUCUCGAGUCGGUGCUUCUCCGUAGCUGUGAGCUGUGAGCCGAGAGCUACCGCCGGGGCUGCCUCCCACCACCCUGGGCUCCGGCCAGCCCCCGGGGAAGGACUGUGUACUUUGUCAUUCGACUUUUCUUUAGUGAUUUCUUGCCUUUACUCUCAAUAUAUUUUUGCUAAACUUGUUUCACGAUUACCACUGAUUGAGCUGUGUAUUUACUGAUGCGCCCGAGUCCUCCCCUCCCCGCAGGCGUCGCCUCGGACGCCCGCCGAGUGCUCUCCCCGGGCCGGGCGGAGACCCGGGGGCCGGAACUGGCCGCCUGGGCUCGCGUGCCCUUCCUCACGCCGUGUGGGCCUGUCCGCGGAGAACAGGUGCGCUGGCCGGACGUGCUCAGCCAGGGCAGCACCUGCCCGCAAGGCCGCUGGGGGUGAGGCCCCCAGGGGGUGAGGAACUUCUAGAAAGUACUAAGUUCUCUGUGGAAGAUGUGAUUCUCCUUUUCCAGGGUUCCUCUCGACCCCGGGAAGUUCAGAGCCCCCUAAAGAGGGGAGAGCUCCCCACCGGCACCCACGUGUGCUGCGUGCGCUAAGGGAGACCUGCCUGUCCCUCUGUGCAAAGGGUGGGGGGCCGCUGGCAGCAGACUCCUGUUUUCCGACCUUCUCUUCCUAAAACCACACGAGGAGGACAUCCGUUCUGCAGAGAAGUCCCCACCGCUGCUCUCGGGCGCCGCUGCGGAGGUCUCCUGUCCGUCUCUCUCGGGCCGUUGGGCCUUAGACGGCCGGACGGUCUCCUCCGCUCAGUGGGUUUGUGACAUGGCCCGGCGGGGAUAGCGUCUACAGGCUGCAAACGUCCCCCUGGCCCUCCCUUCGUCCACACCCCCCGACAGCGCAGACACACGGGGAGCCAGCAGGGAGAGCCAAGAGCUGCCACGUGCCGACUGCUCCCAGGCGCGGCCCCGUCCGCCUGGAAAUGCCUCUGCCCGAGGGGACAGUUGUCCUGGGGGGACACUGGCUUGACAUGCAGGCGGCCACUCCUCGUGUCCUCAGCUGGGACGGGCCCCAGGGCCUGGAUGCAGGCGUCCACGCACCUGUGUCCGCGAUGUGGACACAGGUGGCACCCAGGGCCCUCGGGGUCACAGCUGCUGUGGGUGGGGCCCCGCUGUGGGCCAGGGGCCCCACUUUUUUUUUUUUUUUAAAGAGAGGAACAUCAGUGUGUGGUCGCCUCUCAUGUGUCCCCCUCUGGGGACCGGCCCACAACCCAGGCCUGUGCCCUGACUGGGAAUCAAACUGGCGGCCCUUUGGUUCGCAGGCCCGUGCUCAGCCCACUGAGCCGCACCGGCCAGGGCCCCUCUCGUCCUCUCGAACCAGCUGAGGACGUCUGUGCUAGCCACACCACCAGAGUGGGCUUUGCAGUGCACUUCGGGGAGCAGACCGACCGGCCUAUUUUUGUGUUUGACAGUAGUAAAAUCUUGUGACUUUUAGUCGCUUUGAGAUCUCCAAAUUUUUAAACGAUCUUUCUGAAGGAAAACAGUAGAAAAAGCAUUUUCAGUAUGGUUGCUCUCUCUUCAAACUCCGUUACGUUAAUGAGCAAAUAACACGAACUGUGAACGUCUCUAGGAAACCAGUUUACGGAUCUCGAGCUGCACCAAGCUCCCCGGCCGGCGGGUGCGGGGGCCGCCCUCCAAGCUGCCGCCUCAGCCUGCUGUCACUCUCGUGAAGCAGAAACGAGAGAACUGCCCCGAACCUCAGGGUUCCUUGGGGUCAGGAGCCUGUGCCCACGUGUGUGGUCACACCCGCCGUGCCAGCCCUGGCUAGGGAAGGCAGGUGCGGCCCGUGGCCGCCACGGGGGAGCCAGCGCGGCAUCCGUGGUGCCCCGUGAGGCCCGCCCGUGCUUGGAGGAGCCGCCCUCGUUCCCAGGCCCCCCCCACCCCCCCCCCACUCAGGUCUGUGCUUCUGGCGCCCGUUAAGUGUUAUCCCAGUGGCUGCAGUCCGCGGCGCCCACCCGCCCCAGCGGCCCCCCGGCCCCCCGGCGCACAUGCUGGUGAACGCGAGUGCAGUGUCUGCCACGCCCUCCCCACGGCCAGCCGUGGGCGUCCCCCUGCCGGCCGGUGCCUGAACUCGGUGCCCCAGGCGGCCAGGCCCCUCUCAGGGAGCCUGGGUGCCGCCCCCAGUUCCGGCAGACUGGGGAGCGUGAGCUCACUUCUGGGGUGGGGGGUACGCCGAAGUGUGGACCUGGGAGCCACCGACGCUGGGGGGAGACACCACUUCAAGUGGGACGUUGUCUGGGAAACUGUGUAUUUUUAUAUUAAAACAUUGUUAAAGGCUC
Messenger RNA from Phyllostomus hastatus (greater spear-nosed bat), 7592 nucleotides. It is a transcript of the gene NSD2, whose product is annotated as nuclear receptor binding SET domain protein 2. Gene Ontology annotation, biological process: regulation of DNA-templated transcription. Bases 538 to 4704 code for a protein of 1388 amino acids. NCBI's taxonomy places the organism in Eukaryota, Metazoa, Chordata, Mammalia, Chiroptera, Phyllostomidae. The transcript is spliced from 22 exons. Gene Ontology annotation, molecular function: protein binding; histone H3K36 methyltransferase activity. The record is from RefSeq and is a predicted model, not a curated record. Gene Ontology annotation, cellular component: chromatin; nucleus.